CACCUAAAUCACCAUUUAUCAUCACUUUCGCUGUAUAUAUAAGCGUAACCAGUAGUUAACUCAAAAACUUCCAUGGCUUGGCGCUUCCUCCUGACCAAAACCCUAAAGCUACUCUUAAACCCUAACCCCAACCCCUCUAAGCCCUUCCUCACCUCCCCAUUCUCUACCUCCUUUCUGGUCACCAAAACCCCCAAAAAGUUCAAGAAGAAACACACGAAGAAAGAGAGCCCACGCACCAAACUGGUCAACUCGGAGCCCAAUCGCAUCCCUCACUUUGAGCACAUCGUCGAGCGCGAUGCCUUCUUGCGGUUCGUCACCAAGUCCAAGGACUUCCUCUCCAAGCAGCCCGAACAUGUCCUCCGCCUCGACGACGCCGGCAAGCUCCACCGCGAGCUCGGCUUCCCGCGCGGCCGCAAGGUCGCCCGCUCCAUCGAGCGCUACCCCUUGCUCUUCCAGGCCUACCGCCACACCGACGGCAAAAUGUGGUUCGGCUUCACGGAGCUAAUGGAGGACCUGCUCGACGAGGAGCGAGCCGUCGCCGACUCCAUGGAGGCCGAUAGGGUCACCACGGUGCGCAAGUUGUUGAUGAUGUCCGCGAAUAAGCGCAUUCCCUUGAGCAAGAUUUACCAUUGCAGGUCCGUGUUUGGGAUUCCCGAGGAUUUUCGGGACCGCGUCGAGCAGUACCCGAAUUACUUUCGGAUCGUGGUUGAAGGAGAUGGGAAGAGAGUGCUCGAAUUGGUGAAUUGGGAUCCGUUGCUGGCGGUGAGUGCGUUGGAGAGGGAGUUCGUGGUGGAUGAGGACAGGGCUAAGAGGGCUUUUAAGUUUCCAAUGAAGCAUGGGAAGGAUCUGGAUUUGGACGAGGACGAUACCAGGAAGCUCAACUUGUUGAACACACUUCCGUUGGUGUCGCCGUACUCCGACGGGUCGAGAUUGGAUGUUUGGACAUUGGAGGCGGAGAAGUAUAGGGUUGGGGUUUUGCACGAGCUCUUGAACUUGACAUUGGAGAAGAGGGCUUCUAUACAUCACAUUGUGGAGUUCAAGGAGGAGUUCAGUUUGACUAAGCAUACUUACCAGAUGCUUUUGAAGCAGCCUAGGACAUUUUAUUUGGCGGGGACGGAGAUGAACUGGGUUGUUUUCUUGAAAGGUGCAUAUGAUGAGAAUGGGGUUUUGAAACACAAGGAUCCGCAGGUGGUUUUCAACGAGAAGCUGUAUAAAUUCGCUCAAAUGCGGGAAAGGGAGAAGAAAUGAUUUAGAGAUGGACUAUUUGGAUUUCUUUUGAUGGAUCGGUAAUAGGGUUUGAGGAGGUUGUCAGAGAUUCAUUGUUAGGUGCUUUUAGUGGUGGAGUAGCACUCCUGAACACAAGAUUAAAGCAGUUUACAUUGUAGAUAUAUAAGGUAUUAUCUUUUGAUCCCUGACAUCUCUGUCUAGUGUUUUUUGUAUCAAUGUUCAGCAUAAUUUAUGCCAUUUUCUUAAUUAUGCUCACUAAUGGAAUGCUAACUUUUAACUGUUAACAUUUUAUGAGUUGGGGAAUCACAUUAUGUAUCAU
Molecule: messenger RNA, 1546 nt
Organism: Corylus avellana
Lineage: Eukaryota; Viridiplantae; Streptophyta; Magnoliopsida; Fagales; Betulaceae
Product: Ubiquitin carboxyl-terminal hydrolase family protein
Molecular function (GO): RNA binding
Source: RefSeq, a predicted model, not a curated record